This is a messenger RNA of Phytophthora infestans T30-4, 648 nucleotides long. RefSeq lists its product as uncharacterized. NCBI's taxonomy places the organism in Eukaryota, Oomycota, Peronosporomycetes, Peronosporales, Peronosporaceae. The coding region runs from base 1 to 648 and encodes 215 amino acids. The record is from RefSeq and is a predicted model, not a curated record. The transcript has 4 exons.
AUGGACUCCGCUCAGCUGAUCCGCUUUCUUCGCACUGCAUGUCCGCUCGGCGCCUCUCUUAGCGUCCUAAUAACGAUGGUGAGCUGCGUCAUUAUCGUCAAGGCGAACGAUAUUUGGGUCAGCGGACUCACAUGGCCGUUCUUGUCGGACAUGGGGCGAGACUACCCGGCCUACUACGUAUUUGGUACGGGACUCACGCUCGCCGCCAUCCUGCUCGUAUUCACGUGGACGUUCAACUGGCGUUAUCACAUGGCGGCAUUGCCGGAGGAUUCCCACGUGUACCGCGUGCUUUCAACCAUUAGCUGGGUUGCCGGAGUCCUGGCCAACCCGGGUCUACCCGUUCUGGCCUUUUUCGACACAUCGAAGCACUCCAAGCUCCACGCUGCCGGCGCCGAGUGGUUCUUUUACAUUGAGACCAUCGCUAUUCUCCUGAACGUACACCAUCGUGAGCUACAAGCUAUACAAAAUGCUGACGGGAUUACAGAUGGACCUAGAAAACGCAUGCUCGACCAUGGGAGCCAAGAUGCAGAGGAGGAGAAAGACAUUGAAGAUCCAGGUCAUUUUCUUCUCGUUGUUCUUCGUAGCGUUUCUCAUUUACAUGCCCAUCGGAACUUCCGUGGCAUCCCAGUCGCAGCGUCUCUCUAUUGA